GUGAAGAACUCUGAACUCAAAACGACCCAGAAAUGAGUGGCUGCUACUGCUAGAUGCUAAAUGAUGCGGCUAACUUACAGGCCAUAGCACAAAUAGAAACAAAAUACACUAUUGGAUCAAUAGAAACAAAAUCCACUAUAACCAUUAUCCAGUCAUCCAUGAAAAUUUGAGAUCAAAUUAUGCUCAUAGGAAUUUGACUGAAUCAGAUGAGAUUCUUCAAAAGUUUUUAGUUUUGAAGACAUGAGUAGUGUUUUCACUGCUGCUACGGCAGUUGGGAUCAACCGUAACAAUAAUCUGAUAUGGAGAUCAAAGCCGGCUGCCUUUGGUUCCCAAUCCGACGGAAUAAUUCGUUUCACGACACCCAAAAGGAGUGAUUUUUUCGUUUCCAGGGCAAGUGUCUCUUCUUCUACUCCAGACGCCGCCGGCGGGAACAAGAAGAGGAGGAGGAGGAAGAAGAUUGGAAUCGACAAUGACGAAGGCGAGGAGGUGGUAAAAAAUGGUAAUGAAGCUGUCAUUGCUAAUAGCGAGGAGAAGGAUCAAUCGUCAUCUUCUCCAGUUUCCGUCAUAAAGAGGCUAGACGACGUGAACCCAGUUGGGUUAGGGCGACGUUCCCGUCAAAUUUUCGAUGAGGUGUGGCGGAAAUUCUCAGGGUUAGGUCAGAUAUCCUCCUCGAGCCUCGAUGACGGCGAGGUUGGUCCGAUGUGCGAAUUCCCUACCCCAGGGGCUCAGAACACCACCAUCCUCGUCGUCGGAGCCACCAGCCGUGUAGGAAGGAUCGUCAUACGGAAGCUCAUGCUCAGGGGUUACACAGUCAAGGCUCUGGUGAGGAGAGCCGAUGAAGAAGUGAUGGCAAUGCUUCCCACAUCUGUAAAGGUUGUGAUUGGAGAUGUGGGCGAUCCUUCAACUCUCAUCAGUGCCGUUCGAGGCUGCAACAAGAUCAUAUAUUGUGCAACAGCUCGUUCCACCAUUACAGCAGAUCUCAAUAGGGUGGAUUAUCAGGGGGUUUAUAACCUUACCAAAGCUCUCCAGGACUAUAAUAACAAGCUGGCACAGAUGAGGGCUGGAAAAAGUAGCAAAAGCAAGCUUUUAAUAGCAAAGUUCAAGUCUGAAGAUUUAUUGAAUGAGUGGGAAGUCCGUCAGGGGACAUACUUCCAAGAUGGAAUUGCUAUGAAGUAUGAUGGAGGCAUGGAUGCAAAUUUUGAGUUUACUGAAACUGGGGAUGCUGUUUUUUCAGGAUAUGUUUUUACACGAGGAGGGUAUGUUGAAUUGUCAAAAAAGCUUUCACUUCCUUUGGGAUACACGCUUGACAGGUAUGAGGGCCUAGUAUUAUCUGUUGGUGGGAAUGGGCGGUCGUACAUAUUAAUUCUUGAAGCUGGUCCUUCAGCAGAUAAAACUGAAAGCAAAAUGUAUUUCGCAAGAAUCAGCACAAAAGCUGGAUUUUGCAGGGUGAGAGUGCCAUUUUCUUCAUUCCGUCCUAUGAAACCUUUGGAUCCACCUUUGGAUCCAUUCCUUGUGCACACAUUGAAUAUACGUUUUGAGCCAAGAAGACAGAGACCAAUUGAAGGAUCUAAGGGGGUGAAGGAAGACUUGAGAAGCUUUAAACUAGUUUUGGAAUACAUUAAAGCUUUGCCUACAGGACAAGAAACAGACUUCAUCUUAGUUUCAUGUACAGGGUUGGGAAUAGAGUCUUCUCGAAGGGAGCAAGUUUUGAAAGCCAAGAGGGCUGGAGAAGACUCGCUGAGAAGGUCAGGCCUUGGAUAUACAAUAAUACGCCCUGGUCCCUUAAUGGAAGAACCUGGUGGCCAGCGUGCUCUUGUAUUUGACCAAGGAAAUAGAAUAUCUCAGGGAAUCAGCUGUGCAGAUGUGGCUGAUAUCUGCGUGAAGGCAUUGCAUGAUUCAACAGCCCGGAACAAAAGUUUUGAUGUAUGCUAUGAGUAUGUGUCAGAAUCUGGGAAGGAGCUUUAUGAGCUGGUUGCACAUUUACCGGAUAAAGCAAACAACUACUUGACGCCAGCACUCUCAGUCCUGGAGAAAAACACCUAAAAAGAUAUCAAAACACCAGAAUCAGUCUUCAUGAUAAUGGAGGGCAUUAUUGGUGUCAAACAUAACGUUGUUUUUCAUAUCUAAAGCUAUAUGCACUUGCUGUAGUUUUUCCUUGGUGGUACUGUGUGCAUGUAGUAUGAUCCAGUUGUGUAUGCUAUUAAUGUACAAAUAUGGUUCUGCACUUCUGCUAUUGCCGCAUGAUUUUGCUGAAUAUGGACACCAUCCGUUAGGAAUUAUAUCAGGGAUUUCCUUUCCAUGUGAUCAUGAUUGUCCCAAUUAUUUUGUUUCUCAUUUUAAUUUCUUUCCUACUUUAAUAUUGCUAUGCGUGUAUAAAUGGGUCUCUGCACCCAAGUCUUAUGUAUGAACAUUUGAUAUUUCGAUCCCCUUUACACUUUUACAGUGAUAUAUUAAUUUUCAUUCUUUUGCUAUUACAUUUUUAUUAUAU
Molecule: messenger RNA, 2488 nt
Organism: Cuscuta epithymum
Lineage: Eukaryota; Viridiplantae; Streptophyta; Magnoliopsida; Solanales; Convolvulaceae
Source: the annotation of a GenBank genome assembly